AUGGGGCAGACUAAUGUGCGGGUGGCUGCUGCUGUAAGGUGGUUGUGGAAGUUAAUAAACGUAUCCAUAGAGAACACUGAAAACUCAGUGGAUUCAAAAUCCAUUAAAAGUUUGGAACCAAAGAUCAUACAUGGAAGCAAAUCAGUGGACUCUGGAAUAUCCCUGGACAACAGUUAUAAAAUGGAUUAUCCUGUGAUGGGUUUAUGUAUAAUAAUUAAUAAGAAGAAUUUUCAUAAAAGCACUGGAAUGACAUCUCGGUCUGGUACAGAUGUUGAUGCAGCAAACCUCAGGGAAACAUUCAUAAACUUGAAAUAUGAAGUCAGGAAUAAAAACGAUCUUACACGUGAAGAAAUUGUGGAAUUGAUGCGCAAUGUUUCUAGAGAAGAUCACAGCAAAAGGCGCAGUUUUGUUUGUGUGCUUCUGAGCCAUAGUGAAGAAAGAAUAAGUUUUGGAACAAAUGGACCUGUUGACCUGAAAAAAAUAACAAGCUUUUUCAGAGGGGAUUGUUGUAGAAGUCUAACUGGAAAACCCAAACUUUUCAUUAUUCAGGCCUGCUGUGGUACAGAACUGGACUGUGGCAUUGAGACAGACAGUGGUGUUGAGGAUGACAUGGCGUGUCAUAAAAUACCAGUGGAGGCCGACUUCUUGUAUGCAUACUCCACAUCACCUGGUUAUUAUUCUUGGUGAAAUUCAAAGGAUGACUCCCGAUUCAUCCAGUCACUUUGUGCCAUGCUGAAACAGUACGCCGACAAGCUUGAAUUUAUGCACAUUCUUACCCGGGUUAACCGAAAGGUGGCAACAGAAUUUGAGUCCUUUUCCCCUGAUGCUACUUUUCAUGCAAAGAAACAGAUUCCAUGUAUUGUUUCCAUGCUCACAAAAGAACUGUAUUUUUAUCACUAAAGAA
Messenger RNA from Cercocebus atys (sooty mangabey), 904 nucleotides. RefSeq names its product caspase-3-like. The record is from RefSeq and is a predicted model, not a curated record. Gene Ontology annotation, cellular component: cytoplasm. The transcript has 2 exons. Lineage: Eukaryota; Metazoa; Chordata; Mammalia; Primates; Cercopithecidae. Gene Ontology annotation, biological process: erythrocyte differentiation; neuron differentiation; positive regulation of apoptotic process.